Messenger RNA from Asparagus officinalis (garden asparagus), 933 nucleotides. RefSeq names its product protein FAR1-RELATED SEQUENCE 9-like. NCBI's taxonomy places the organism in Eukaryota, Viridiplantae, Streptophyta, Magnoliopsida, Asparagales, Asparagaceae. The transcript has 5 exons. The record is from RefSeq and is a predicted model, not a curated record. Gene Ontology annotation, biological process: regulation of DNA-templated transcription. The coding region runs from base 1 to 933 and encodes 310 amino acids.
AUGAAGGAGAAGUUUGAUAUAAAUGAAGAAGGGGAUGGAUGGUUGCAAACUGUUUACAAAUAUCGAGAACAUUGGGUGUCAUGUUAUUUGAAGGACACUUUUUUUGCUGGAAUGAGAUCGAGCCAAAGAAGUGAAAGUAUUAAUGCAUUUUUUGAUGGUGAAGCACAUGAAGAUUAUAAGAGUCUUAACACAAAGCCUGUCAUACUCCUUGGACAUCCGAUUGAGGUACAAGUUGGAGAAAUGUAUACACGCAAUAUGUUUGAUGUGUUCCAAACUGAAUUCAAAGGAUUUGGUAUAGAGUUUUGUGAAGAAUUGAGAAAAGAUGGGGACAUUGUUGAAUACAAGAUUUGUAAGUUUGCAGAUAGAGGAAAAUGGGAGACAAAUUUCUUCAUUACCCGAUCAUUACAUCCUACACCGUUGGACUAUACAUGCUCGACAUCGAACAUUGGGGUUGGCAAUAUUGUAUUUGGAAGAAACCUCACAAGCUGUGAAGAGAAGAUUAAUUUGUUGAAAUCUUGGGCUUUAAGAGCAAAAUUCAAUAAUGCGCUCGAGCUUGCAUUUGAUUCAGAAGAGAGGAUGCAGAAAUUAGAUAAUGUGUUAACAAAAUUCAUAGAAUCACUUGAAGAAGAAGUUAGAGAAAUAGAAGAUAAUCCUCAGAUUUCAGCACCCAUUUCAUAUACAAUGGAGCACAUUUCUCAGAUUACAGUUCGUGAUCCUAAAAAAUCUGCAAGGACUAAAGGUCGGCCACGCAAUGUAAGAGCAAUCAUCGAUAUCUGCAAGCUGGGUAGAUUGCAAGCUGGGUAUGAAAUGGUGACAAUGUUUGGAAUGUCUGAGAUUGGCCCGUGGGCAUUGAUGGAUCCAGUCGUACAAAGCAGUGAUGUAGUGAUGAGAAUGCUUGCAAGAAACUCAAUGUCCGAGAAGCUUGGACAUUGA